Venustampulla echinocandica is the source of this 720-nucleotide messenger RNA. RefSeq lists its product as uncharacterized. NCBI's taxonomy places the organism in Eukaryota, Fungi, Ascomycota, Leotiomycetes, Helotiales, Pleuroascaceae. The transcript has 4 exons. The coding region runs from base 1 to 720 and encodes 239 amino acids. The record is from RefSeq and is a predicted model, not a curated record.
AUGCCAAUAAUUCGCAAUCCAUUCACAAAGCGCGCCGAGGUGCAGACGGGUGGUCUGCAGCCAUACGACGAGAAUGUCCGACCCGAGUCGCAUGAGCCUCCUUCGUUCGAGAGAGUCGAUACAGUGGGUUCGAAGUCUUCUUCUGCAUUGAGCAUAAGCAGCAAAAGAAGUCAGGAACCUGUCGAGUACAAAAUGAGCGUGGUUAAUGAUAGCGGGGUGUAUCUUCCUCCGUCACCGCCUACUGAAAAGAAGGGCUUCUGGCCUCGUCGGUCACAUCCUUCACGGACUUCAACGAAUGCUAGCGACUCGGAAUUCGAACAUUUUCCAAUAUCCCGAGAAUCAUUCGACUCAUACAGGAGAUCAUUUGAUAUAUCAGCUAGAUUGCCAGUCGUUCCCCAUGACAUUGGGCGCCAAAGCCUUGAUUCCGCGACGCUACCCCGCCUCCCCCGAUCCGCACUGAGCGAGCGCAGAUUCGAGAGACAACCACCGACGGCAGAGGAAGGGUUCGAGGAUGUUGGUCUGAACGACGACCAAGCUAAGCAGACCAAAAAGAAAGGAUUUUUUUCUAAAUUUGGUGACACGGACUCCCAGUCCUCGACAACCUCUAGGUUCCAUAUCACCGGUAGAAAGCGAGGGCAAAGUGGAGGGGGCGAAGAGCUGGGAACUAUCCAACGGCCUGGCACGGCUGGGUCCUCGAAGGAAGUCCCGGGAGUCCAUUAA